GGGAAGUUUCUGUUUGGGGGCACUGAGUUUAUGUUAAUGGUGGUGGAAUGUUUUGAAAAAUGACACUGAUAAUGGUGGCACAACAUGAAAAAUAUAACCAAUUAUCACUGAAUUGUAAAUGUGAAAGUUAUGCUGACAGAUGGUUUGGUGUGUAUAUUUUCACCACAAUAAAAAAGAAGCAAAUGAUCAAAACUGCCACCUCAGAUUUCUCAGUUUCCUCUUUUGUGUUCCAUCUUUCUGAAGAUAAUGUAUAUUUUAAACAGGAAACUUGAGAUCGCUGCAGAAAGUCUUCUGAGUCACAUCUUUUAGCUUCAUCAGAGCAGGUACUAAAGGCUUAAUAUAUACUUGGCCUCUUGGAAAGAAGCCAGACCUCUGUGGUAACAUCUCCAGGGAGAGUGACUUAAGAGCUCCUGGACCUCCUGAUCACAGGGAGCCAGAAACGUGUGUGUGCGCACACAAUGGUGAGAGGACAACCUCAAGAGAGAGAGAGAGAAGUCUGGUGGCAUCGGGUGAAGGUCUGGCCUACUGCUGUGGUUUCCCUCUCGCUUCUCAGUGCCUGUUUCAUUGUGAGCUGUUUGGUGAAUCGUGAUAAUUCUGUGUAUACCAAAAUUGGCAAAAAGCUGUUUAAACUACAAGACCACCAAGAAUAUCAUUCACGUUUGACCUGCUUCAACGAAGGAAAGGGGCUAAAAGAUUGGCACUGCUGCCCAACCCCCUGGAGUCCAUUUCAGUCCAGCUGCUACUUUAUUUCUACUGAAUUGAAAAAUUGGACUGAUAGUGAGAAGAACUGCUCUGAGAUGGGGGCCCAUCUGAUGACGAUCAGCACUAAGGAUGAGCAGCAAUUCAUCAACCAGAAGCUGGAUGGAAAUUUUGCUUACUAUGUGGGGCUGUCAGACCCAGAGGGGAAGCACCAGUGGCAAUGGGUUGAUCGGUCACCAUACAACGAAAGUGUUUCAUUCUGGCAUCAUGGUGAACCCAACACGCAUGAUGAGCGUUGUGUUAUCAUAAAUUUUCGUGAUGAAAACUGGGGCUGGAACGAUGCCUCUUGUGGCGAAACUCAAAGGUCAAUUUGCGAGAUGACAAAGAUCUACUUAUGAAUGGAAUAUUCUCCAGGGACAUGUGGUAGGAUUGACAUCCACCGUGAAAGGAAUAGCUAAUUUGCUUUUUGAUUAUGUGUAUCUUGUGUUUAAGGGAUGUCCACAGAAAUUUUCAGUAGGCUGUCACCUUUUCCACUUGUGAUAGAAUCAGUUCACACAUUCAUUCAUUUAUGCACUCGUAAUUGGAGAGCCCUUUUGCAGACACAGGGAGGGAGCAUGAGACUUCUCUCCUAAUUUCUGUUUGACUAGGAAUGGGUUAGGUACUGAUAUCAGUAUUUGAUGUGGAUCCUCCCAAUAUCUGGCUUGUUCUUUUUAUGGUUUGGUCAAAAGUAUUCUCCAUUUCUCUCAGACAGAUUCAUUACUUUUAACUGAAAACAUACUAUGUAGCAGGAAGAAUUCAGUACCCAUCCAUAGGAAAGUAAGAUUCUAGCUUUAGUCCAAUAUAUUAUUUGGGCUCUUAACUUUCUCUGCUCAGUCUUGAGCUUGCAAAUUUUUUCUUUGCUUUAUAGUUUCACAGAAAUGCAUAGUUUUUAUGAAUGAAUUGUCACCCAAAAUGGCCCCUGGUUUGUUUUUACCCCUCUGCUUUAUAACUCCGCUGCCAUUGAGUCAAUUCUGACUCAUAGCAACCCCAAGAUUUCCAAGGGAUACGGAAGCAGACUGCCACAUCUUUCUCCCACGAAGUGGCUGUUGGGUUUGAAUUGAUGACUUUUUGGAUAGCAGCCGAGCACUUCUAACUGUUGAGCCAGUAGAGCUCCUUCUUUUUGCUAAAGUUUGUACAAAUUAUCCUAUUUCUACAACAAUAUAAAAAUAUAUCAUAUUUAUAUAUAAAGAAAGCUGCCAUUGAGUCAACACCGACUCAUGGUGACCCCAUGUGUGUCAGAGUAGAACUGUACUCCAUAGGGUUUUUAAUGACUGAUUUUUCAAAGUAGAUUGCCAGGCCUUUCUUCUGAGGAGAUUCUGGGUGGACUUGAAGCUCCAACCUUUUGGUUAUUAGCCAAAUGCAUUAACCAUUUGAACAGGCCAGGUACUCCAUAUUUAUAAUACUACUUGUAAUUCAUGGCUGUGGCACGGUGAUUACAAUUGAUUAUGAUAAAAACUGGUUCCAUCCAUGGCUUUACUUGCAUAGAUUUUUGCA
Messenger RNA from Loxodonta africana (African savanna elephant), 2232 nucleotides. RefSeq names its product C-type lectin domain family 4 member C. Gene Ontology annotation, molecular function: signaling receptor activity. Lineage: Eukaryota; Metazoa; Chordata; Mammalia; Proboscidea; Elephantidae. The transcript has 6 exons. The record is from RefSeq and is a predicted model, not a curated record. The coding region runs from base 459 to 1097 and encodes 212 amino acids.